AUGUGCACUGUGAAACGUAAUUUGAAUGUGCAGAAAAGAGCUUUUCUUGCUGAACAGAUUGAGCAUGCUUUAUUAGAUUUAGGCGCUAGUGUGAAUCUUUUGUCAUAUUCUGUGUAUGAACAACUAGGACUUGGUGACUUGAAACCCACUAAUGUCACACUCCAAUUGGCUGAUAGGUCUAUUAAAAUUCCUAGAGGAGUGGUAGAAGAUAUUCCUGUGCAGGUUGAUAGAUUUGUUUAUCCUGUGGAUUUUAUUAUUCUAUAUACACAACCUGUGGCAGACCCUAAUGGUCAAAUUCCUAUUAUUUUAGGACAACCUUUCUUAGCAACCGCUAAUGCGAUCAUAAACUGUAGGAAUAGUAUUAUGGAACUUACUUUUGGUAGUUGGAAAAUGGAAGUGAAUGUCUUUACUGUUGCACGUUCCCCUCCUGAUUUUAAUGACCAUGAAACUGUUUGUAUGAUUGAUGAAAUUGUUCAUGAUACUUUCUUGCAGAAUCAUUUAGAAGAUUCAUUAGAAGCAUGUUUAACUCAUUUUGGGCAGGAUAUAACUGAUGAUAAUGUUAUUUGUGAAGUCAAUGCAUUGUUAGACUCCACCUCACUGCUGGACAUUAGUAGUAAAUGGAAGCCUAAAAUUAAACCUCUUGUACUGUCCGAAUCUCGACUAGUUCCAUCAGUCGAGAAAGCUACGACCUUGACUCUUAAUCCAUUGCCCGACACUUUAAAAUAUGUUUACUUAGGCUCUGAAACACUUUACAUGUCAUUAUUGCUUCUAAUCUCACACUAG
Papaver somniferum (opium poppy) is the source of this 783-nucleotide messenger RNA. RefSeq lists its product as uncharacterized. NCBI's taxonomy places the organism in Eukaryota, Viridiplantae, Streptophyta, Magnoliopsida, Ranunculales, Papaveraceae. The record is from RefSeq and is a predicted model, not a curated record. The transcript has 2 exons. Bases 1 to 783 code for a protein of 260 amino acids.